Microplitis demolitor is the source of this 562-nucleotide messenger RNA. It is a transcript of the gene Srp9, whose product is annotated as signal recognition particle 9 kDa protein. Gene Ontology annotation, molecular function: 7S RNA binding. Lineage: Eukaryota; Metazoa; Arthropoda; Insecta; Hymenoptera; Braconidae. The transcript has 4 exons. Gene Ontology annotation, biological process: negative regulation of translational elongation; SRP-dependent cotranslational protein targeting to membrane. The coding region runs from base 258 to 494 and encodes 78 amino acids. The record is from RefSeq and is a predicted model, not a curated record. Gene Ontology annotation, cellular component: signal recognition particle, endoplasmic reticulum targeting.
UUUUCUUGCAACUGAAACUGAUACCAAUAUUUUACUUCCAUGGCUUCCACGUAAACAAUAAAAUAAUUUUAUAAAUAUUUAGUCGAAUCUGUGUAUAUAAACCUUUGCUGUGUAAGUUGUGAAUAUAUAAUAACAUUAAAAAACUAACCUAACUUCAAUAUAAAAUAUAUGAAAUCAUUAAUCGAGUUAAGAGGUGUUAUAAAUUUAUUUGUUAUAUAGUGUCUGUUAAUUUUUAAAAAUCUAUAUUAUUUAAUAAAAUGACAUAUGCUAAUUCAUGGGAAGAAUUUGAAAAAGCUGCAGAAAGGUUAUAUCUCCAAGAUCCAAUGAAGGCACGUUAUACAAUGAAAUAUUGUCAUAAUAAAGGUGUUUUAUGCUUGAAACUCACAGACAAUCGAACGUGUUUACAAUAUAAAACUGAAAUAGCUCAAGAUUUGAAAAAAAUGGAAAAAUUUAUUGGAAAUCUUAUGAGACACAUGGCAUCAAAAGAUAAUUGAAUGAACUUUUUAAAAAUUUUAUAUAUUUUUCAAUAAAAUAAAAUUACCAUAAGUAUAAAAUAAAAAAA